This is a messenger RNA of Harpia harpyja (harpy eagle), 513 nucleotides long. Its product is annotated as antimicrobial peptide THP1-like. Bases 94 to 459 code for a protein of 121 amino acids. The transcript is spliced from 5 exons. Gene Ontology annotation, cellular component: extracellular region. Gene Ontology annotation, biological process: cell chemotaxis; defense response to bacterium. Gene Ontology annotation, molecular function: CCR6 chemokine receptor binding; chemoattractant activity. The record is from RefSeq and is a predicted model, not a curated record. Lineage: Eukaryota; Metazoa; Chordata; Aves; Accipitriformes; Accipitridae.
GCACCUGGACGCAAGUGGUUCCUGUUGGGUUUGUUGCUGCCUGAAGACCAAGACCUUCCUCAGCCCCGUGAAGACCCGGGCCAGGCAUCAGCCAUGAAGAUCUUGUACCUGCUCUUCCCCUUCUUCCUCCUGUUGGUCCAGGGUGCUGCAGGGGUAUCUCUGACUCCAAGAAAUGAAAGUCAGUGUAAGCAAGAAGGGGGAUUCUGUAGUUUUUUGACAUGCUAUCACCCUUAUCACAUCUUUGGAAGGUGUUCAGCCUUUAUGGUUUGCUGCAAAAGGCUGCAACCACUAAGGAAAGUACAGGUCCAAGUCAUCUGCAAUAAGGACUGGAGUUCAUCUGAGGAAAUAGUGAUGAAUCCCUGGACUUUCCAAGCAGGACGUGCCCCUCGCUUCUGGCUCCUGGAACCAUCCCCUGUUGUCCUCUCCCCUCCCUGCCUCUGCCAUUCCCAGGUAGUGUGACAGCAGGAUUGGAAGCGCUGUUCCUGCUGGGUGCUCAUGGGCUGGAGACAUCCC